AUGCAAGACAAUGAAGGGAAAACUGCUCUUCAUUAUGCAGCAAUUAAUGAUAACAAGAAUUUUGUAAAGUGGUUGGUUGAUAGAGCAAAUUUUGAAAUAAGUGAUAAUGAAGGGAAAACUUUUCUUCAUUAUGCAGCAAUUAAUGGUAACAAGAAUUUUGUAAAGUUGUUGGUUGAUAGAGCAAAUUUUGAAAUAAGUGAUAAUGAAGGGAAGAUACCUCUUCAUUAUGCAGUAAUAAGUGGUAAUGUGAAAACGGCAUUAAAAGUCAUAGAAAAUACCUAUUAUAUAAGAAAAAGAGAUAACAAUUCGAAGUUUCCUCUUCAGUAUGCCGUAAAUGAUUCAAGAAUGUUCGAAUCCCUUGUCUUUGAUUAUAAAAAACGAGAGAAGUAUUACAAACUAAAAGAUGCUUUGGAAUGCUUCCCCGAUGCAAAUACAGACAUACAAAGAUUCAUUUCGAAUUGGAAAAAUGGCUUGUGGGUUCCUGGGGAUGACUAA
Messenger RNA from Trichomonas vaginalis G3, 495 nucleotides. RefSeq names its product ankyrin repeat and sterile alpha motif-containing protein. Lineage: Eukaryota; Parabasalia; Trichomonadida; Trichomonadidae. The transcript has a single exon. Bases 1 to 495 code for a protein of 164 amino acids. Gene Ontology annotation, molecular function: protein binding. The record is from RefSeq and is a predicted model, not a curated record.